Molecule: messenger RNA, 756 nt
Organism: Nicotiana attenuata
Lineage: Eukaryota; Viridiplantae; Streptophyta; Magnoliopsida; Solanales; Solanaceae
Product: pathogenesis-related protein 1-like
Exons: 2
Coding region: 74-619 (181 amino acids)
Cellular component (GO): extracellular region
Source: RefSeq, a predicted model, not a curated record
GAUUUCUAGGACGAGAAAGAGAACCAUUUCCAAUAUUGCUAUUGCCAUUGUCAUUGUCAAAAGUCAUUAUGAAAUGCAAAUGUCAAUGUCAAUGUCAAUGUCAAUGUCAAAGGCUCAAAUCCUUUUAGCACCAAUAUCUUUUGAUUGGGUUCAACAAGAAUUCCUUAAGGCUCACAAUGAUUUAAGAAGCAGUGUUGGUGUUCCUCCUUUGCAAUGGGAUGCUAAUUUAGCCUCUUUUGCACUUGAUUGGGCUACUCAGCGUAAGCAUGAUUGUAAUUACAGGCGACAUUCAACCGGGCCAUAUGGAGAGAACAUCUUCUGGCAACUAUACAAAGAGAUACCUCCAACUGGUGUAGUGCAAAAAUGGUUCUCAGAAAAGAAGUUUUUCGAUGAGGUAAAUAAUGUUUGCAAAUGCCAACCUGAAAAGGAAGGAUGUGAAUGUGGGCAUUACUUGAAUGUGGUUUGGAAAACUACAAAGAAAGUUGGAUGCAGUGGCUUUGUUUAUUGCAAUGAUCAAAAGGGUGUUUAUAUUGUCUGCUCAUACGAUCCUAUUGGCAAUGUUAAAGGUGUCAACCCUUUGAAUCCUGGUGAUUUAACAACUAAUUCCACCAACCAUUGAAGCUAGUUAAUGCUAAUUAGGUGUUAACCUCUCAGUUUUUGAUAACUAAUUUUGGUGUAUAUGUUUGAUCGAUAAAUAAUGAUUUUGAUUUGUAAUCACAUUGUAAGGAUCAAUGAAUGGAAAUUGGUUUAUUUAUA